This is a messenger RNA of Sodiomyces alkalinus F11, 1370 nucleotides long. Its product is annotated as U3 small nucleolar RNA-associated protein 6. Gene Ontology annotation, cellular component: Pwp2p-containing subcomplex of 90S preribosome; small-subunit processome. The record is from RefSeq and is a predicted model, not a curated record. The coding region runs from base 106 to 1335 and encodes 409 amino acids. NCBI's taxonomy places the organism in Eukaryota, Fungi, Ascomycota, Sordariomycetes, Glomerellales, Plectosphaerellaceae. The transcript is spliced from 2 exons. Gene Ontology annotation, biological process: maturation of SSU-rRNA from tricistronic rRNA transcript (SSU-rRNA, 5.8S rRNA, LSU-rRNA). Gene Ontology annotation, molecular function: protein binding; snoRNA binding.
CUUUUUUAUCUCUAUGUACCGGUUGACUCGAUUCGUAGCCCUCAAGUUUCCCAAUCUAACGACGGACGCUGGCAAGACGAGGUCAAUUCGGGCUCGGUCAGAACCAUGGCUGGUGUUGCAGACAAGGCGCGGUUCUAUCUUGAACGCUCUGUCCCCCAACUACGAGAAUGGGAAGAGAAAGAAAUAUUUUCAAAGGAUGAAAUCCGCUCCAUAGUCCAACGGCGCAGUGAUUUCGAGCACAGAGUCCUAGCACCUGGCGCCAACCCAUCGGAAUUUUCCGCCUACGCCGCUUGGGAGAUCAACCUCGACGCCCUGCGGGCCAAGCGCUGCGAGCGUCUCAAGAUCCGGCAUGUGGCCUCCCAGCACGCGACCCAAGCGCGCGUGCUGGCCAUCUACGAGCGAGCCGUCGGCAAGCGGCCCGCCUGCAAGGAGCUCUGGCUCGAGUACCUCGAGUACACGGCCAAGAUCAAGGCCACGAAGCGCUGGAGGAAAACCAUGACCCGCGCGCUGCGGCUGAUGCCCCGCGACGCCGACCUCUGGGUCCUCGCCGGCCAGAAAGCGGCGGACAACGGCGACAUGACCUCGGCGAGGGCGUACUUCAUGCGCGGAUGCCGGUUCUGCACGGCGGACGAGGUCUUGUGGAUCGAGUACGCGCGGUGCGAGAUGCAGUGGCUCGACAAGCUGGAGCGGAAGAAGAGGAAAGACGGCAAGAAGGGAGGACAGAAUGGACAGAAUGGACAGAAGCCCGCGGCGUUGGCGGCCGAGCAGGUGGAUGAAAGUGACGAGAUCCAGUUCAACUAUGACGAAGACGAGGCGGACGAGGACGGGCUUAUCCUCCCGGAAUCCACGGUCGGGAAGGAGGCGGCGCCGCCGGUAUUCGACAAGAAGACGGAAGACGCUCUCGAAAACAACCCGGCCAUGGACGGCGCCAUACCACGUGCCAUUUUCGAUGUUGCGAGGAAACAGCCUUUCUACAGCGACAGGGUGGCCGAGCGGUUCUUCGAUCUCUUCGCCGCUUUCACGGCCGUGUCUGUCCAGAAUAAGAUGCUGCAGCAUGUCUUCGACGCGAUGGUGCAGGAGUACGAGGCGUCCCCGGCGACGUGGUCCUGUUACAUCCGGAUGCCCCUUGUUGGCGUCAGCCCGUUUUCGGCCGCCUUCCCCCGGGGGUUACGCGAGGCUCUUUCACGGUUGUCGAAGGGCUUGGAGUCGACGGCGGACCCGGCGGCGUUGCGGCAGAAUACAGUGGCAUGGAUAGAUCCCGUUCUCGCGCUGGCGGAUCUCGACGAGGGUAUCAGGGUGGUGUUGGAGCAUACGAAAGGGAAAUUACAAGCAUAGCGAAAAUACAGUCACGGUUCCGGUCAGGGACGCGC